AUGGCCGAUGAAGACAAGGAAAAGGCUGAGAAGCUGGCAGCUGCAAAGAAGCGGUUCGAGCAGCUAAAGAAAGAGCAAGCGAAGAAGGGCAAGAAGGGAAGCAAGAAAAAGGCCGACAAGGCGGACGAGGCCAAAGCUGAAGAAGCUGUCGAUGAUGCGAACGAAGAGGCAGCCAGCGCCAAUGCCAAAGCAGACGAAAAUGACAACGAUGGCGAGGUAGAGACCGAAGCGGCCCACGAUGUAUCGGAGCCAUCACAGUCGAAACAACGAUCCGAGUCCUUCAGACAGGCCACGUCACAGACUGCGCGCGUUGAAGAGCUAGAGAAGGAGAACAAGGCAUUGAAAGAGCAGCACGAGCAAGAAUCGACUCGACUGACGAAGGCUGAGGACGAGCUGGACAGUUUGCGCGAAGGGAACAGUAAGUUGGCUGAGCUGCGCAGCAAGGCCAAGGAGGCAGACAGCCUGAAGACCGAGCUGGCGGCGGUGCAAAGACAGCUGUCGCAAGCACAGCAAGCUGCCAAGGGACCGGCGAGGCGACAAUCAGGAGCCACGCCGGAUAUCAGCGAACAGCUCGCGAGCAAGACGUCCACGAUCGAGUCCCUGGAGCUUGACAUGAGCAACCUACGUAAUAAGAUAACCACCCUGGAAACGACCAUCUCUGAGCGAGACGCUUCGAUCAAAGACCUUGGAGACCGUGUUGAAGCCUCUGAUGCUGCUACUGAUUCGGCGAAGAAAGAGCUCGAUGCUCUCAAGGUCUCCAUUGCCUUCCCGAGUGAUGAGACCAAGGCCGCGAACGAGGAUCCAGAGGCUCUCACAAAGCGUAUUACUGUACUGGAGUCGGAUCUCAGAUCCGCCAACUCGAACCUUGAAGCUGCAGCUCAGCGAGCCUCAAGUCUCGAGCAGAAGAUUGAGGCGCUGACAAAGUUGCACAAAGAGACGACAGCAGCAUCGCAGGGUAAAGACAAGGAACUAAACGACCUCCGCUCCCAACUCAAACACCGCUCGCGCCCGUCUCACGUCCACGACACUUCCGACUUCGACCUCGCUGAAGAAGAAACCGAGACUGGCGCUCUGGCAGCUCGAGUACGCGCUCUUGAAGCCGAGAAUUUCGACCUCCGCCGCGGAGUCUGGCGCGACCAACGCGCCGCCCUCCAACCUGGCAUGGAAGAUCGGGACCCCGGCAGUGUCAAUUACGAAGACGUCGACCUGAAUGGUCCCUACAGCCCGGGCGGCGGGCAUAGAGGCGGUCUGCCACGCCAGACAAGUACCUUCCAAGACGUGAUCACGUCUGGAAUUAGUGCUUUUACUGGGCGGGCGAGAGAGACUGUGGCGCCGAGGGACCGGGCGGAGAGUAUGGGGCUCAUGAGUGACGACGAUGGGUUUGAUGAGGAGGCUUUUAGACUGGCGCAGGAAGAAGAGGCGAAGAGGAGGAUAGAGAGGAUUAAGGAGGUGAAGAGGGGCCUGGAUCAGUGGAAGGGAUGGAGGGUGGACACUGCUGAUAUGAGGCGGAAUGGACUCGGGCCUGGGAGGGACGUCGGACCUGUGUUUGAGGUAUAG
Fulvia fulva is the source of this 1557-nucleotide messenger RNA. RefSeq lists its product as uncharacterized. The record is from RefSeq and is a predicted model, not a curated record. Lineage: Eukaryota; Fungi; Ascomycota; Dothideomycetes; Mycosphaerellales; Mycosphaerellaceae. The coding region runs from base 1 to 1557 and encodes 518 amino acids. The transcript is spliced from 3 exons.